AUGUCCAGUGCUCCGGGAUCGGGUCAUCUUGACUUCUCUGAUGAGAGUCCAUAUCUUGACUUUGACCCCGAUGGCGACUUUGACGACUCUUUCGGCUACGAUGAAGAGGCAGGGCGGAUGAUUGGCGAUUUACCCGGCGAUCUGCACGAUAAGCGCAAAAGUAUCGAUGGACAAGACGACGACGACGAAGGUGGCGGCAAGAGACGUGAGGGUGAAGAUAAGACGGCAAAGAAACCCGGUAGAAAGCCGUUGACUGUCGAGCCCACAUCUAAACGCAAGGCCCAAAAUCGCGCUGCCCAACGAGCGUUCCGUGAGAGGAAAGAAAAGCAUUUGAAAGAUUUGGAAACAAAGGUGGAGGAUCUGGAAAAAUCUUCGGAAUCUGCCACCCACGAAAAUGGUCUUCUUAGAGCUCAAGUUGAACGCCUGCAGGUUGAACUCAAGGAGUACCGCAAACGGCUGUCCUGGAUUAGCAGCAAUGGUUUGAACCGAUCAUCGCAACCCGUGGGUCAAAAUCAAGCCCGAAAAUCGUCUGCCAACAACCAGAACGACUUCCAAUUUGAAUUUCCCAAGUUUGGAGAUCUCCCUCCAAUGCCUGCGACGAAUCUCUUCAACACAACUGGCUCGCAGAACAAGCAAGCUACUGCUGCGAAAAGAUCUGCAAGCAAUGGAACAUCAAAUUCACCCGCGAUGGGUCAGACUAAUGGGGCCAGACGCUCUAAUUCUUCAAUAUCGCAACAGAACCAGCCUGCCAGAUUCGGCUCCUUGAGCCAAUCUCCGAUGAGUAGUACUUACACUGCUUCGCCUCAACCUCAGCCUCAGCAAAAGGAUAAUUUAGGUAGUGUGGACAGUCUUUCGGGUCUGUUCAGCCCAUCGAUAUUGGAAGCGAGCCGGCAUAGUUCUCUCGGAGGUUAUUUCCCCCAAACUGCACUCAAUGGCAACGCACAAACUGGCCGUCGCAGUCUCGACAACGGAGCGUUGGCCAACGUUCCAGGAGUCUAUUCUAACUCCAGCAUCUCAACAUCGGAUUCUCCUGCUUCCUCAGCCGAGUCACAGAAUGCCAUUUCGUCGAUUGGCACUUCCCCUGAGCCAAGCUUGAAUUCGCCGGCCAAUAAAUUGACCGAGUUCAACCUCAAUCCUAUCACGGAGGAAAAUCAACUUGCAUUUGGAGGUAAGGACUACCUUUGCAAACAAAUUUCCCAGGCCUGCGGCUGCAUUGAUGACCCAAUUCCUCCAAUCUUGAACAUGUCUAACGAUAAAACGUUAGGCUACACUGGCGAGGCUGGCUUCGAAAUGAAUGGAAUCAACUGGCUUGCCCAACAGAACAACAACGGUUUUGACCCGGUACUGUUCGGCGACUACCGUGAGACUCAAGAUAAUGUUCUCUCACAAGACUUUGGAUCCUUCUUCAAUGAUGCUUAUCCUCUACCGGAUCUCGGCAGCCCUCUGCAUAACUACACCGAUCUGACAGUGGAGCCACCCGCAAAGAAUGACCUCAUGAGGCAGGUCAACAUGGCAAAGGACGGCGAAGAAGUUGUACCUAAUAACGAUAAACCGAUGACAUGCAACAAAAUUUGGGAUCGUCUUCAAUCUAUGGAAAAGUUCCGCAAUGGAGAGAUUGACAUUGACAACUUGUGUAGCGAGCUUCGAGCCAAAGCCAAAUGUUCCGAGGGUGGUGCAGUGGUGGACAAGAAGGAUGUGGACAAAAUCUUGGGAUCCGCCAGGUGA
Molecule: messenger RNA, 1725 nt
Organism: Exophiala bonariae
Lineage: Eukaryota; Fungi; Ascomycota; Eurotiomycetes; Chaetothyriales; Herpotrichiellaceae
Exons: 3
Coding region: 1-1725 (574 amino acids)
Biological process (GO): regulation of DNA-templated transcription
Cellular component (GO): RNA polymerase II transcription regulator complex
Molecular function (GO): DNA-binding transcription activator activity, RNA polymerase II-specific; transcription cis-regulatory region binding
Source: RefSeq, a predicted model, not a curated record